AUGAGGCUUCUGCUGCUGGCUCUUCCUGUCCUUGCUCUUCUGCCCCAAGUGAUCCCAGCCUAUGGUGGUGAGAAAAAAUGCCUGAGCAAAUCGGGGCACUGCAGGAAAAAAUGCAACUAUGGAGAAAUGAUUCAGGAAGCAUGUAAAAAUCAUCGUGUCUGCUGUGUCCCAGACACCAGGCACCGCAAGCAAAAGGCCUUUAUCGCUUCAACCACGGAGCCAACCUCUACGACGGAGUACGAUCUGCCCUCAGACUUCAUGGAUGUUCUUAGCAUGAUGCCAGAUUCAGGCAACUUAGCCGGGAUAGAUGACGGAGUGACAAAGACACCCGGGAGGUGGCUGGGAAGCUCUGUCCCCAGAAUUUAUGAUAGCUCAUGA
Meriones unguiculatus (Mongolian gerbil) is the source of this 378-nucleotide messenger RNA. Its product is annotated as defensin beta 118. The transcript is spliced from 2 exons. Bases 1 to 378 code for a protein of 125 amino acids. NCBI's taxonomy places the organism in Eukaryota, Metazoa, Chordata, Mammalia, Rodentia, Muridae. The record is from RefSeq and is a predicted model, not a curated record. Gene Ontology annotation, cellular component: extracellular region. Gene Ontology annotation, biological process: innate immune response.